Messenger RNA from Phaethon lepturus (White-tailed tropicbird), 1941 nucleotides. Its product is annotated as myotubularin-related protein 13-like. The annotation marks the transcript as partial. Lineage: Eukaryota; Metazoa; Chordata; Aves; Phaethontiformes; Phaethontidae. Gene Ontology annotation, cellular component: cytoplasmic vesicle. Gene Ontology annotation, biological process: regulation of Rab protein signal transduction. The transcript has 16 exons. The record is from RefSeq and is a predicted model, not a curated record.
AUUGAGCAACAGUCGCGAGAGGCAGGAGAUACGGAAGGCGACAUUGCUGGGGACACAGCUAGACACACUGCUGGAAGGAGGCACUCCAUGCCAGAGGAAGCACACCACCCCGCGGAUGCUGACCACCAGCAACCCGUGCCAGCAGGCCCAACAGAAGGUUUGGGAAAAAUAAUACAAAGAUUUCCUCAGAAGGACUGGGAAGACACUCCUUUUCCACAAGGAAUUGAGUUGUUUUGCCAGCCUGGAGGAUGGCAGCUUUCGAAAGAGAGAAAACAGCCGACGUUCUUUGUGGUGGUUUUGACUGACAUAGACUCAGAGAGGCACUACUGUUCCUGCUUAACUUUCUAUGAAGCAGAGAUUAACCUGCAGGGAACAAAAGACAUUGAAGGUGAAGAAGAGUCUGGUUUAAUUCCGCCUGCAGAAGUAUUUGCUCCUAAAAGUCUGGUGUUGGUGUCCAGACUAGAUUAUCCAGAAAUUUUCAGGGCUUGCCUUGGCCUCAUCUACACUGUGUAUGUGGACAGCCUGAACGUGUCACUGGAGACUCUCAUUGCAAAUCUGUGUUCAUGCCUUGUCCCUGCUUCUGGCGGGUCUCAGAAAUUGUUUUCUUUGGGAGCUGGAGACCGCCAACUGAUACAGACUCCUCUACAUGAUAGCCUUCCUGUUACAGGCACCAGUGUGGCUCUUCUCUUUCAGCAACUGGGAAUCCAAAAUGUACUCAGCUUAUUCUGUGCCGUGCUUACAGAAAAUAAGGUUCUCUUUCACUCAGCAAGUUUUCAGAGGCUCAGUGAUGCCUGUAGGGCUCUGGAGUCUUUGAUGUUUCCUCUUAAAUAUAGUUAUCCCUAUAUUCCAAUUCUUCCUGCACAGCUACUGGAAGUUCUCAGCUCACCAACACCUUUCAUAAUUGGUGUACAUUCUGUCUUUCGUAAUGACAUUCAUGAGCUUUUAGAUGUAAUCAUAGCAGACCUGGAUGGAGGCACAAUUAAAAUUCCUGAAUGUAUUCAUCUUUCUCAGCUGCCAGAGCCACUGCUACAUCAGACUCAAAUGGCGCUUUCUCUAGUUUUGCAUCCUGAUUUGGAAACAGCAGAUUAUGCAUUCCCUCCCCCACGAACAGCUUUAUCACACUCAAAAAUGCUGGAUAAAGAAGUGCGAGCAAUCUUCCUUAGGCUAUUUGCACAACUUUUCCAAGGAUACAGGUCCUGUCUUCAGCUGAUCAGAAUUCAUGCUGAGCCAGUAAUUCAUUUCCAUAAGGCAGCCUUCUUGGGGCAGCGAGGCUUAAUUGAGAAUGACUUUCUAACCAAAGUUCUCAAUGGAAUGGCAUUUGCUGGUUUUGUGUCAGAGAGGGGUCCUCCUUUCAGAGCCUGUGAUCUUUUUGAUGAGUUGGUAGCCUUUGAAGUCGAAAGAAUUAAAGCCGAGGAAGGUAAUCCACCAAAAAUGAUAAAGCACGUUAGAGAACUUGCAGAACAGCUCUUCAAAAAUGAGAAUCCCAAUCCCCACAUAGCGUUUCAGAAAGUGCCGCGGCCCACGGAGGGCUCCCACUUGCGAGUUCACAUCCUCCCUUUCCCCCGGAUCAAUGAGUGCCGGGUGCAGGAGCUCCUCCAGGAAGGCCUCGCAAGGAGUCAGGGUGCCCCCCCUGCCAGCCGGGGGGACAAGAAGUGCGUCGUUCCAGCGGGUCCCCCUGUUGUUUCCAUUAUGGAAAAAGGAAGCACAGUUUUCAACAGUGCGCAAAGGCUGGAAGUUGUUAGAAACUGCAUCUCAUUCAUCUUUGAAAACAAAUUUUUGGAGACUGAAAAGACCCUGCCUGCAGCUCUGAGAGCCCUAAAAGGAAAGGCAGCUCGGCACUGCCUGACACAGGAAUUAGGCCUGCAUGUUAAACAAAAUCGAGCAAUACUGGACCAUCAGCAGUUUGACUACAUUGUGCGAAUGAUGAACUGUGCUUUGCAG